Solanum stenotomum is the source of this 1533-nucleotide messenger RNA. RefSeq lists its product as uncharacterized. The record is from RefSeq and is a predicted model, not a curated record. The transcript is spliced from 5 exons. The coding region runs from base 1 to 1533 and encodes 510 amino acids. NCBI's taxonomy places the organism in Eukaryota, Viridiplantae, Streptophyta, Magnoliopsida, Solanales, Solanaceae.
AUGGAAGAUCACUUGAAGAUGCCGCUCAGAACAACAGGGCUUACUAAUGGAAACUUCAGACGACCAACAACUCACAGAUUGAAAAAAAAACAAGAUUGCACUUAUUGCCAUGCUUUGAGGUUUGAAUAUGAGCCACCAACAUUCUGUUGCGCAAGUGGAUGUAUCAAUUUAGCACCCAAUGAAGUGGCAGAUGACUUUUAUGAAUUAUUUGUGGCGGAUGCAGAUGACGCAAAAUUAUUCAGGAAAAAUAUACGUGCGUAUAAUAGCAUAUUUGCUUUUACAUCAUUUGGAGUUAAGCUGGACAAAGAAUUGGCAUCUUCUAGGAAAGGAGUUUACAGUUUCAAGGCACAAGGUCAGAUAUAUCAUGAUCUACCAUCGUUAAUUCCAAACAACAACAGACCACGAUACUUUCAACUAUACUUCUAUGAUACUGACCAUGAAUUAGCCAAUAGAAUGACGGCACUACAAGAUGCAAAUUUAUCAGAGGAAGUCAUGACCAAAUUAAGAAAUAUAAUGGAGGGGAAUCCAUAUGCAAAAUUCUUCUCACGGCUUAAAGAACAUACAAACUUACAAAAUCUGCAAGUACGCAUAGCUGCAAAUGCUUCAUUAGAUCAAAGGGUGUAUAACAAACCGUCGGUGGAUCAGGUUGCAACAAUUUGGGUAGACGGAAACAAUCCAAAUACACUAUUUGAAAGAGAUAUUGCAGUACAUGAACAUUCAGGAAAGGAGAAGCAGGUUGGCACCAAGGAAUACAAAAAUGUCGAAAAUAGAUCAACAACAGCCAAACACCUACAAAUACGAGCGUCGAAUCGGCAAGAUUAUCAUCCACAACUGUUGUGGGGUUGUUGGCCAAUGAAGCACAAGCUGUACGACGUGAAACAAAAGGCUGUAUUUCAUGUAGGGAGUACUAUUGUUAUAGACUACAAGUACGAACGGCAAUUUGUGGUGGACAUAUACAUUAAGAUAGAAACAACCAGACUAGAAUAUUAUAGAUUCGAGCAAUCAAAUUAUCGAAGGGAGAUACUCGAACGUAUUGUUGACAGUGUCAGUGCUGGUGAGUGUAGAGGAGACAAGGUAGGACAAAUGGUAUUACUACCAGGAUCGUUUAUUGGAGGGCCUAGGGAUAUGCGUCGCCGUUAUAUGGAUGCAAUGGCUUUGGUUCAGGAGUUUGGACGACCAGAUGUUUUCAUCACCAUGACAUGUAACCCAGAUUGGGUUGAGAUUUCAGAACAAUUGUGUCCAGGACAACUCCCUCAAGAAAGACCCGAUUUGGUAACCAGAGUAUUUCGAGCAAAAUUGCAAGACUUGAAAGAUCAAAUUUUAAAACAAGAAAUAUUCGGACACAUUGCAGCACAUGUCUUUGUUGUAGAAUUUCAGAAGAGAGGCUUACCGCAUAUACACCUACUUCUAAUAUUUAAAGAAGGAAACAAGAUACGAUCACCAGAUGAGUAUGAUAAAUACAUUAGUGCAGAAAUCCCUAAUAAAGACACAUCCAGAGUUGAACGCAUUAGUUAUCAAACAUAUGAUACAUAG